GGGACGUGGUGACGUCACGCCGGCCACGUGACCCCUGACCCCCGGUGGCCCGGCUUGAUACUCCCGCGCAGUCCGGACUAGUGACGUCACCAUGCUUCGAGCGCACGUGCUUAGCGCGUCCAACCUCCCCAACGCCGAGAGCGUGGGGAAGAGUGACCCCUAUGUCACGACAGUGUUCCAAGGCGUCAAGCGGAAGACGACGGUGAAGAAGGGAGAGCUGAACCCGGAGUGGAACGAGAAGCUGGAAUGGGAGCUCACCGGCAAGGCGCCGUCGGCGGAGGAGAAGCUGGAGAUGCUGGUGAAGGACUACGACCAUAUCGGCCGCAACAGACUGCUGGGCAAGACUACGAUCCUGCUGCGCAACCUCAUGAGCGGCCAAGGCCCGCAGGACCUGGAGCUGCAGCUGGUGGAUCACGACCAGCGCCCCACUACGGGCAUGCUGCGCGUGCGCAUGGAGUACACGCCGCCCAAGGUGGCGGCGCCGGCGGCUGGCCCAGCCGCCGGCGCGGCCGGCAGCAAGUCGGGGACCAACGUGGCUGGUGGCACGAGAGCGGUGGGGAGUUACGAGGCGAUCCAGACGACAUCUAGCGGUGACAUUGUCAUGGGCCAAGGCGCCGAGUACAGCGCCGCGUUGGAACACCUCGGGGCGGGGCCCAGGUACCGGGACCUGCUUCCCAACAAGGAAACCAAGUUCCAGGUGCGUGUGAAGGUGGUGGAGGGGCGCGGUCUGAUCGGCUCCGACCUGAACCCCACCUGCCGCGUAUCGCUGGGAAACGACGGCAAAUCGACGCGCGUCCAGAAGGCCACCUGCAACCCCUGGUACGACGAGAUCUUCUUCUUCUACAUGAAGAAGUUGCCGUCGGAGGUGUGGGACACGCCGGUGGAGUUCAGGGUGUGCAACUCUCGUAUGCUGCGCUCCAAGGUGGUGCUGGGCGUGUUCAAGCUGGACCUGGGCACCGUGUAUGACCAGCCGCUGCACGCCUUCGUCAACAAGUGGCUGGCGCUCACCGCACUCGACGAGGAUGCCGGCGGAGUCAUGGGCUACCUGAAGGUCAGCAUCGCCAUCAUGGGACCGAACGAUGAGUGUCCGAACCUGAAGCCUCCGGGGAACGCCGAGCAGGAGGACGUGGAGCAGAACCUGCUGUUCCCGGCCGGUCUGAGGCUGGCGCCGGCCGGCUUCCACCUGAGCGUCUACCAAGCGGAGGACCUGCCGCGGAUGGACACCGGAGCGCUGAGUACGGUCAAGAAAGUGCUGGGUUUUGGUAGCGUAUCCAGCAAGCAGCUGGUCGAUCCCUACUUCGUCUUCUGCUUCGCCGGGAAGGAAGUGCAGACGCCGGUCGUGUACAGCACGGACCAUCCGGACUUCAAGCAGCGCCUGCACCUGGGCUUCCAGUUCCCUGCCUUCGCCAACAAGCUGAAGCUCUUGCUGAAGGACUGGGACCGAGUGUCAGACAGUGACCUGAUCGGCACGACGUUCAUCCCGCUGCCGUCGAUCAGCGUGGCCGGCGAGGACGGCUUCCUGCCCACGUUCGGCCCCUGCUUCGUCAACUUCUACGGCAGCACGCGCGAGUUCAGCAUCUUCGGCAAGGACGACCAGGAGACGCUCGACGAGGGCGAGGGCGAGGGCUGCGCGUACCGCGGCCGCUGUCUGGUGGCGCUGCGCACCACCGUGGGCGAGUUUCCCAACGUGGCGUCGGAGCCCAUCGACUUCGAGGACGGACUCAAGAUCGACUCGUUCCUGCGCCGGAGGAAGUACCUGGUCCACUGCGCCUUCGAGGACGCCACCAUGGUGUCGGAGGUAGACAAGCCGGUGGAGUUCGAAGUGUCCAUGGGCAACUACGGCAACAAGUUUGAGGACUCGGUGAUGCCCAGCCCCUCUUUCACGCAGCCCACCAACGCCGUGUUCGACGGUUGCAUGUACUACUUUUUGCCGUGGAGCGGCGCCAAGCCCUGCGUCACGGUCCACUGCCAAUGGGAGGACAUCUCGCACCGUCUGCACACGCUCAACAUGCUACUGAUGACAGUGGAGACGCUGAAGCGGAGUUUGGCGGCACUCCGGACCAGCAUCCAGGCGGCGAAGGGGGCCGAGGAGCUGGCCGCCGAGUUUGUCGGCGUCUGCGACCAGCUGCUCCGCAACUGCCGGAUCCCGCUGCCGACGCCGGAGCCGCACGUGCAGUCCACCAACCUGCUGGACAACCUGCUGUUCGGCCAGAGGCGCGCCAAGCUGGACAACAUCAUCAAGGGGGUGCUGCAGCUGAGGGAAACGGCCACCGACCUGGAGGAGGCGGCCGAUCAGCUGGAGGAGUACGGCGCGACUCUGCGCGACCUGGCCGUGGAGCCGCAGAACUCGAUGCCGGACAUCAUAAUCUGGAUGCUGAGCGGGAAGAAGCGUCUGGCGUACUGCCGCAUCCCAGCGCACACCAUCCUGUACGCCGGCGACGAGCGCCAGAGCGGCGCCGACUGCGGCCGCCUGCGGACUGUGCAGCUCAAGUUCCCAGGAGCGCGGCCUAACAAGCAGAAGAUCCCGGCGCUGCUGCGUGUCCGCCUAUGGCUGGGCAAGGAGCAGGAGUCGAAGGCCUGGAUCGCCGGGCACCGUGACGCCGAGACGGUGGUGUACGCCGAGACGUACGAGAACCAGUCGAGCAUCGCCGGCCACUGGGUGACCAAGGGCCCGACGAUGACGCGGCCCAAGUGGUCCGACGCCGGCGGCGACAUGCUGCUGCCGCGUGACGGCUUCAUGCCGCCCGACGGCUGGCGGUUCGACGGAAACUGGUUCGUCGACCCCGAGCCCAGCCUGUUCUACGAGGCCGACGCCGGCCACUCCACGUACCUGGAGGACGUGUUCGAGAACGAGAACCGGCUGCCAGCUGGCAGCUGGAUGCCGGCGCUCACGCAGUGGACGGACGUGCGCGGAGACCCGUCUCAGCAGCGGGACCAGAUCGUGACGCCGCCCGGCUGGGAGUGGAACGACGCGUGGACGGUGGACCUGAACCGCGCGGUGGACGAGGAGGCUGGAGUACUGCGUCGAGUCCACACUGGGAGGCAGACGGAGGCUGACAAGGAGGGCUGGGAGUACGCGCCGCUCUUCGGUCUGAAGUUCCACGCCCCGCGAGCGAAAGCGGUGGCGACCUCUGGAUGA
Molecule: messenger RNA, 3139 nt
Organism: Pollicipes pollicipes
Lineage: Eukaryota; Metazoa; Arthropoda; Thecostraca; Pollicipedomorpha; Pollicipedidae
Product: myoferlin
Exons: 25
Coding region: 92-3139 (1015 amino acids)
Biological process (GO): plasma membrane organization; membrane fusion
Cellular component (GO): membrane
Source: RefSeq, a predicted model, not a curated record